Molecule: messenger RNA, 394 nt
Organism: Hymenoscyphus albidus
Lineage: Eukaryota; Fungi; Ascomycota; Leotiomycetes; Helotiales; Helotiaceae
Source: the annotation of a GenBank genome assembly
AUGCCCCUCCCAAUCUCGCUCUGGAUGCGCCUCAUUUGCUCCAUAAGGACCGAGGCUUACACAAUACUCGAGGGUAUGUUACAGAACUAACACGGAAUGCUAGCAUGUUAUUGUAACAGGAAAAGGGUAUACAAAAAUUGAAAGACUCAUCUUUUCGCUUGUUCAAAUGGCGGGUUUAAUCCAUCUGAGUUUGGUUGAGGGAGCAACGCAAGCUUCAUGCUAAAGUGAGGUUAGAAGUAAGUGCCCAGGGGAUCGACAAAAUGGGGGGAGGGGGGGGGAAGAUCCGGCCGCGAUAGCCGACGCUGAUAACAACCUCUCGCCAAGCUGCAUGAAACUUGCAGCGACAAUGCAGCUUGCGGCUGGACAAGAAUCCUCACUUUCAGAACCAAGGUAG